AUGGGGCGAAAGAGCAAAGUUCGGGUCCAAGAAGAGGAGACCGAAGAUGAGUUGUACCAAGUUGAGGUCAUCGAGAAAGCUCGAGUGGACGAACACAGUCAAUGGUGGGCCGGAUAUCCUGCGGAUCAGAAUACAUGGGAACCAGACGAAAAUCUUGCUAGCUGCCGAAGAUUAUUAGAAAGCUUUUGGGCGCAGUUCCCUGAUCCCGACGUGGACUAUGAUAUCGGUCAGGAACUCAUACCUCCGCAAGAAUGGAUUGACAAGGAAAAGGCGCGCAGUUUUGCGGAACAACAAACGCUGAAUGCAGAACGAGACAAGAAGAAAGCAGCUAGGGCCAAUGGGAAGCUGGAGAAGAAGAAAGCCAAGGCGCAGGCGGCAAAGUCGCGAUCCGGUUCCGUAUCGUCGGAUGUUCAUCUCCCAGGACCAUUAACGAACUCUAAGCGGUCAAACAAGAAGGCUGAACAGAAUGUCAGCUCGACACGGCGUGAUACUAGUAUGGAUACCGAUGAUGAUCAACCACUUGCUAACUCAAUAAAGAAGGCCAAGAAGCAGCGAAAGGUUAUGAUCCUGGAUGAUGACGAAGACAUGGAUUCUACAUCUGACGGUAAACCCCUGUUAUCUUUGAGGAACCCGUUGAAGGAAGGGAAAAUAAGAGCGCCCGACAGCCACAGCGAAGUUAUCAAGCGGCCAGGAUCACCGAGCAAUAACUCUGUCAUCUCCCUAUCAUCGUCAAGUUCAGAUGAACCCCUCUCGCGUACGCUCCCAAAGAAGACCAAAGGGCUUAGUGAUCAGGUACCUGUAUCGCAAGUCAAGGCCCAUCACAAACUACCUAAAAUCAGGAACUUGCCUCUGGCUCUACCAAAAAUCGUCUUGCCUCCACUACGACAACUACCCCCACAACCACCUCUGCUGCGGCCGCGUUUCCCAAGAAGAACGGUCUUGCCAACCUGA
Molecule: messenger RNA, 951 nt
Organism: Punctularia strigosozonata HHB-11173 SS5
Lineage: Eukaryota; Fungi; Basidiomycota; Agaricomycetes; Corticiales; Punctulariaceae
Exons: 11
Coding region: 1-951 (316 amino acids)
Biological process (GO): negative regulation of transcription by RNA polymerase II; chromatin organization
Cellular component (GO): pericentric heterochromatin
Molecular function (GO): chromatin binding
Source: RefSeq, a predicted model, not a curated record